AAAACCCUAAUUUACACAAACUAAAUCCACCGUUCUCUCUUUCUAACAAUUUCCUCUCUUGUCUCGGAGACUCGGACUCGGGGUCUCUAGUCUUUUUAAAUAUUAAAUUAAAUAAUAAAUACUACAAAUUAGAACUCCCCUUUUUCUUUUACCCUCCAUCUCAAAUUUUGGAAUUUCCACAACAAAACAAUUUCCUUCGAUUUUCCCGGAAUCCAUUUUCCCAGGUCUCUUUGUAAGCAGAAUCAAUCUUUGCAAGAUAGUUGCUAAUUUUUUUCUGAGAACUAAGUGACACGACAAGAUGGAGGACUGGGAGGAUGACCAAAGUCCAGCUAUCCCUACAAAGGAGCAGCCUAAAAAUAAAUGGGACGAUGAAGACGUGGAUGAUGAUGAUGUAAAGGAAUCAUGGGAGGAUGAAGAUGAACCUACACCAGCACCUGAAACUAAACCUCCAGUUGAAAAGGCUCCAAAGAAACCCACAGUGAAAGCAACUGAAAAGAAAGGAAAAACUGUUGUAGUACAGGAAGAGCCACUAGAUCCUGUAGCUGAGAAACUUCGCCAACAAAGGCUGGUGGAAGAAGCAGAUUAUAAAUCUACCAAAGAACUUUUUGGUGAGAGAGGAGAUGAGAAGACUCUUGAUAAUUUUAUUCCCAAAUCAGAAAGUGAUUUCUUGGAAUAUGCAGAGCUCAUAUCACAUAAACUGCGUCCAUUUGAGAAAAGUUUCCAUUAUAUUUCUUUACUUAAGGCUGUAAUGAGACUGUCAAUGACUGCUUUGAAAGCAGCAGAUGCAAAAGAUGUUGCAUCUUCUGUCACGGCAAUUGCAAAUGAAAAGCUAAAAGCAGAGAAGGAAGCAAAUGCUGGUAAAAAGAAGACAGGCUCUAAGAAAAAGCAGCUCCUUGUAGACAAGCCAGACGAUGAUUUGGUUGUGAAUGGCUAUGAUGCUCUUGAUGACUAUGAUUUCAUGUGAAUGUUUCGUUCUUGUCAGGAAUGGGGUUCUGCUUUUAAAACAGUGGAGGGAUAAGAUCCUUCAUCAUCCCUUCCACAGAUAUUCAUGAGUGUUAUUGCUGUAUCUGUUUAAUAAGAGAAUGUGUCUGAUUGCCUUCUAUUUUUUAUGGUCAAUUUUGUUAGUUUUGGACUAUAUUUGUCUGCAUAUACUAUAUGUUUGUGCUUUGCCUGAGUCAUUGAAAAUCUUGCGACUCUGUUGAAAGUAAAAUUACUAUUUAUUGAGAUUUUA
Molecule: messenger RNA, 1231 nt
Organism: Quercus robur (English oak)
Lineage: Eukaryota; Viridiplantae; Streptophyta; Magnoliopsida; Fagales; Fagaceae
Exons: 7
Coding region: 299-964 (221 amino acids)
Cellular component (GO): cytoplasm; eukaryotic translation initiation factor 3 complex
Molecular function (GO): translation initiation factor activity
Source: RefSeq, a predicted model, not a curated record